GGUCACACUGAUUAGGAAGUGUAUUAUUUUUUUAAAUGAAAAAAAAUUCGAGACAAAUUAAACGGACAUACAACGGUGCCCAUAAGAAAUAGGAAAAAUAGGGCGCGAGCGAAUCAAGCAAAAGAGCACAGGAACGGGAGCGAGCGGACACAGCAGAAGUCGGAAGAGCCCAGGGCACAAGGAAGGCAUAUCAGCAGCAAAGUAAGGCAGCGCAGCGCAGCGUAGAGCGAGGGAAGGCAACAAAACGCAACAAAGAGACGCAAGUGAAGCCAGUAAAGCAUGAGCUAGAGCUGAAACUGAAACCGAAACCGAAAUUGAAAUCAAACCCGCAACUGCAACUGCACGUGGAGGGCAGAGAAGCCAAAAGCAAGGGCAAGGAAAGCAAAACGUGGGACAAUAACAAAGCGAUAGAAGAGAACUCAUAACUGCAAAGCUGCAGGCAGGUGCAACUGCUUCUCCACACUCGCACAUUCGCUUGGCAUCCAUAUCCAUAUCCCACCUUCACCCAUAGCACGGCAGGAAGACGGCGUCGCAUCAGCAUCAGACGAAACAUCAUCAUCGCCAUCAGCCGAAGCAAUCCACCAGCAGCAGCAGCUACUACAACAAUAACAACAUGAGCAUCGUGUUCAUAAAUUCGAGAAAAAGUCCCAAUGUGCCGAGGAAACAGGGCACCGACCAGUGGGUCAAGCUAAAUGUGGGUGGAACCUACUUUCUGACCACCAAAACAACGCUCUCCCGUGACCCAAAUUCGUUUCUGUCCCGUCUUAUACAGGAGGACAGCGAUUUGAUAUCGGAUCAGGACGAGACUGGAGCAUAUUUGAUCGACAGAGACCCCAAGUACUUUGCGCCCGUGCUCAAUUAUCUGAGACAUGGCAAGCUCGUACUUGAUGGCGUCUCCGAGGAGGGUGUGUUGGAAGAGGCCGAGUUUUAUAAUGUGACACAAAUGAUAGCACUGCUCAAGGAGUGCAUCAACCACAGGGAUCAGAGACCGCAUGCGGACAAGAAGCGCGUUUAUCGUGUGCUACAGUGCCGCGAGCAAGAACUGACCCAGAUGAUCUCAACCCUAUCGGAUGGCUGGCGGUUCGAGCAGCUGAUCAGCGUCGGCACACAGUACUCCGCUUACGGCCCCUUCGAUAGCAAUGAGUUCCUCUGCGUGGUGUCCAAGGAGUGUGGCACCACGGCCGGCCGCGAGCUAGAGCCUAGCGACCGGGCCAAAGUUCUGCAGCAGAAAGGAUCGCGAAUUCUUGGAAUUUAAACACACACUAUAUGUUCACAUCCAAUCCCUGCAAACCGUAAUCCCCACUAUAAUCAAAAUACAUCACUCUAAAGAACACAAUCAGCAGACAACAGAAAUUCGGAAUAUCAAUUGGAAGAAAAAUUAUGGAAAAUUCUCACCACACAUCACGGUCAGCCAAGCGAAUUAAGCAGCCACCACAGCCCCAGCCUCAGCCAAAGUCAUUGCAUAGAAGCUCAAAACAACAACAUUGCACCGCACAUUUGAAUCAUAAAAAUCAGAUCAAAUCAAUCUGAAGUAAGAAACUAAAUUCUACAUCAACAUUGACGGAAUCGAUCGAACCCACACACAUAUAUUGUACGCUCCAUUUCCACUCAAGACAAAAGUUAACAGCCAAUAAUACUACGAUUCCCUCUUGCGUGUACGUGAUGUGCUUGUCUCCACUGUACAGUACAUUACAGUAUAGUACAGUACAGCAUAGUACAGUGAAGCACGUUGUGUGUGCGCGAGUGCAUGUGUUCAACUUGUAGUAAAAACAACAAAAACAAAACUAAACAAACACGCACAAAACUAAGAUAGAAACCACUUUUGUUUGCUUCGAUGCACUCCACUGCCAGACAGGAAUAGGGAUGACGAUACGGAUGCGAAUGCGGAUACUCAAGAUGGAGGGGAGACAUGGAGCAGCCGCAUCAGUACACCGUACGGCCGUACAGCCGUACACCGUACAGUGGGUACACCGACACCAGCUUUAGCUUUAGCUUAGAUAAACACGCACACACCAGUGGCAUCCAGUCUGCAACAGACGGAUUUGCUGGGGACACAAUAAGCUAAGGCGACGGCAAAAUACACAUACACCAGUAGUGCAGAGAGCAGAGGACAGACAGAAGACAGCAGAAUGUUAUUUUGUAGAGUUAGUGUUAAUAGUUUUUAUCGUGCUUACAAUAAAGUGGACAGCUGCCUCAUUGACGCUGACAGCUUACACUUUGCUGCGGCGGGCAGAUUGCACCCAGAUAAUAGUCGCUGUGUUAGGUCGCGAUUCCCUUGGUCUAAGCAGGUCUAAGCAAUUUACUUUCGGUACACUAAGUUCGAGCUGCAUUUACAUGUCUGACAUGUCCGAGUGUUAUGUUAAACACACACAGAGCAUAAAGCAUUGAGCAUAUUGUAAAACGGACACAGGCAGUCCCUCGUUGUGUGUUGUGUUGUGUUGAGUUGAGUGCCGUGUAGCGCCCGGUUCACUACCUUGAGCUUUAUUUAGAAGGUGUAUAAAAUGCAGACACACUUAAAAUAAUAAAACAAAACAAAAUUGUCAACUAAAUGAAGAGAAGUUAAAAAAAAAUUGAAUCACGACUGAAUUUAUGUGAACUCGCACUCAAAGAAAGAAGUUGGGAAAAUGAUUCAUGUAAAUGAGAAUGAAAAUGUAAAUGAGGUUUAGGCAAAAAAUUUUGAAGAUGACGAUUGAGAAGUGAGCAAGAAACCUAUCCGGCGGCGUUUUGUACAGGAUAUGCAUGAUAUGAUAUGAUAAGUACAUGGAUGUAUAUAAUUUUAAAUAGAUAUUAAUUUAUACACAAAAACAAAUUGAUAACGAUACAGAACGUCGCUACCUACUCAUACCCAUUUUGUAUCCAUUUUGAAUUAUUUUACGGCACGGCACGGCAGGUGCCAGUGUGGAUUAUAUAGAGUAUAACUUAUGCUUACGAGGAUUAACUUUCGGUGGAGAACCCUUUACACUAGCCUAGCAUGUAUUAGUGCCGAAAAGAUCAGAGAAGAUGAAAACAGAGCCUCCGAGAAUACGACUCUCAGCAAAACGAAGCAACAGGCAACUGCAAAUGAUAAAUAUAUAGAUAAAGAUUCAGACAAUGCUGAAGUAAUACGACCCUAACACUUUUCAAACAAGCCUCUUCAAACAUUGUAAUUCCCCCCCAAAAAUAAGGAUGUACUCACACCCGUUCUCACAAAGUUAUGAAUAAACCUACAUACAAUACA
This is a messenger RNA of Drosophila miranda, 3217 nucleotides long. It is a transcript of the gene inc, whose product is annotated as BTB/POZ domain-containing protein KCTD5. Gene Ontology annotation, molecular function: cullin family protein binding. The record is from RefSeq and is a predicted model, not a curated record. Gene Ontology annotation, biological process: protein homooligomerization; proteasome-mediated ubiquitin-dependent protein catabolic process. NCBI's taxonomy places the organism in Eukaryota, Metazoa, Arthropoda, Insecta, Diptera, Drosophilidae. The transcript is spliced from 5 exons. Gene Ontology annotation, cellular component: cytoplasm; Cul3-RING ubiquitin ligase complex. Bases 614 to 1255 code for a protein of 213 amino acids.